Molecule: messenger RNA, 2973 nt
Organism: Danaus chrysippus (African queen)
Lineage: Eukaryota; Metazoa; Arthropoda; Insecta; Lepidoptera; Nymphalidae
Source: the annotation of a GenBank genome assembly
AUGACUGAUUUACCUUAUCAAGCUGAAUAUGCGAAAACAGGAAGAGCUUCAUGUAAAGCCUGUAAAGCAAAAAUUGAUCAGGGGGAUUUACGAAUUGCGAUUAUGGUUCAGUCAGCCUUUCAUGAUGGAAAGCAACCAAAUUGGCAUCAUGAAGAAUGCUUCUUUAAAAAAAAGUGCCCUGAAAAUAUUUCUGAUAUCGCCAAUUUUAAUAAGUUAAAAAAUGAAGAUCAGAAAAGAAUUAAAAGUAAACUAGGCACUGGCAACCCAUCUGGUGUGGUGUUGCCAUCUGAAAAACCAAAGAAAGGAAAAGGUCAAAAAAGGGAUAAUAACGAAAAAGCUGGUCUUUCAAAUUACUCAAUAGAAUAUGCAAAAUCAAGCAGGGCUACUUGUAAACAAUGUGAUAUUAAAAUUUGUAAGGAUGAAGUUAGGGUUUCCAAAAUGGGUUAUGAUCCAAAGUAUGGAGAUCAUCCAAUGUGGCAUCAUGUUAAAUGUUUUGCAGAGAGGCAAAGUGAGUUUCUAUUUUUUGCUGGAGGGGAAGAAAUCCCAGGUUUCAAUACAUUGAAAAAAGAAGAUCAAACUAUGGUUAAAGAUAUAAUAAAACCUUGUAAAGAAAGUGAAAUACCAAUCAAGAAAUUAAAAAUGGAACCAAAAGAUGAAGCUGAUAUAAAGAAGGAAAAAGACUUGCAGAAGAAAAUUGAAAAACAAAAUAAAACAUUCCAUAAAUAUCGCAGUGCAUUAAGUGAUUUUUCAAAAAGUAAUUUACAUAAAAUACUGACUGAAAACUCACAAGAAAUACUUAAAGGGCAAAAUGAGUGUCUAGAUCACAUAGCUGAUAUGAUGGCAUUUGGAGCUUUGGACCCUUGCCCUGAAUGCAAGGGACAGCUUGUAUUAGACACCUUUUACUAUAAAUGCUCAGGCAAUAUAAGUGAAUGGUCCAAAUGUAGGUAUACUACAAAAACUCCUAAACGACAUACAAUGAAAAUUCACAAGGAGCACAAAGAUUUGGCCCCUUUUAAAAGCUUUAAAUCUAAAGUAUCAGAGAGAGUAUUUGAAGUGGAACCACCACCGACCACUGUUGUUGUGAAGAAGGAAGAACCUGAAAGUUCACAAAAAACUCUUCCAUUGCCUCCAUUGAAAAAUCUGCAAUUUUUCCUGUAUGGUGGUCUGAAAAAGAAGGUGGAAACUAAAAAUCGUAUUUUGAAGAUGGGUGGCUUAGUUGUUAGCAAACUGACGGAGACUCUGGCGGCUGUCGUGUCUACUAAGAAGGACUUGGAAAAGAUGACCAGCAAAAUGCAGGACAUACAAGAUAUGGAUAUUGAGGUGGUAGAAGAGUCAUUCCUUGAUUCAAUUGACCCUGAGAGUGGAACAAUCGCUAAGUCGCUAGAACUGAUCAAAGAAAACAAUAUAGCGGACUGGGGUUCUGAUCCCACAAAACGCGUUCCCCAAGACGUGCUCGACGGGAAAUCCAUACAGAAAUCUGGAAGCAUGUACGCGAAAUCAAAGUCCGCCAUCACUAAACUAAAGAUAAAAGGUGGAACGGCCGUUGACCCCGACUCAGGUCUAGAGGAGAUGGCUCACGUGUACUCGUCUCCAAAUGGAGACAAGUAUUCAGUAGUGCUGGGGAAAACGGACGUGGUGGCUGGGAAGAACUCGUACUAUAAACUGCAGGUGCUUAAGGCUGAUACUGGAAAUAAAUUUUGGCUGUUUCGAUCUUGGGGUAGAAUCGGCACGCCGAUUGGUGGUAACAAGUUGGAGCCGUGCACCACCUUACACGAUGCUAUGGAAAAAUUUGAAGAUCUGUAUUUCGAGAGGACUCAAAAUCACUGGAAGAGCCGACAUAACUUCGUCAAGGUACCUGAAGCAUAUGUGCCUAUAGAGAUGGACUAUAGUGAUGAACCGGCGCAAGCUCUCCAACAAGAUGACAAGUGUUCGCUACCGAGCAGUGUACAGAGUCUGUUGCAGAGGAUCUUCGACAUCGAUACCAUGAAGAAAACACUACUGGAGUUUGAGCUUGAUACAGAAAAAAUGCCGCUGGGAAAACUGUCGAAGAAACAGAUUAAGUCCGGAUAUAAUGUACUAUCAGAGUUACUACAAUUACUGGAAAAGGGUGCAGCGAGUGAAAAUAAAAUUAUAGACGCUACCAACAGAUUUUACACUCUCGUUCCACAUAAUUUCGGCACUGAUAAUCCGCCGUUACUGAAUAAUGUUGAGGCAAUCAAACUCAAGACCGAGAUGUUGGACAACUUACUUGAAAUAGAAAUAGCUUAUAGCCUUCUUAAAUCUGAGGCAGAUGACGACGUUAGUCCGAUGGAGGCGCAUUAUCGUAAGUUAAAGGCCGAUAUAACUCCUAUCGACAAGAAAUCAGAAGAAUUUGAAAUGAUUGUAGAAUAUGUGAAGAAUACACACGCGGCCACACACAGUGGAUACAAGUUGAACGUUCAAGAGGUGUUCAAAGUAGUUCGCGAAGGUGAAGAGAAGCGGUUUAAACCUUUCAGAAAACUUCACAAUAGAAGACUUCUAUGGCACGGAUCCAGAACUACUAAUUUUGCUGGAAUAUUAUCUCAAGGUCUUCGGAUCGCACCUCCCGAGGCUCCGGUAACUGGUUACAUGUUCGGGAAGGGUAUCUACUUCGCUGACAUGGUGUCCAAAUCAGCUAAUUACUGUUGUACCUCUAAGAUAAACAACAUCGGUCUGAUGCUGCUUAGUGAGGUCGCCCUCGGAGAUAUGAAGGAGUGUGUGAAAUCUGAGUACGUAACGAAGCUGACGGACAAACAUUCAGUAUGGGGCGUGGGACGCACGCAGCCCGACCCUGAACGGGCGAAAACUUUACCCGGGGGACUUGUAGUACCGCUGGGACCUCCUGUUAAUAGAGACAUCAGCACCGUGCUGCUAUACAACGAAUUCAUCGUAUACGACGUUGCUCAAGUGAACGUCAAAUAUUUAAUACAAAUGGAAUUCGACUACCAAUAUUGA